AUGGAGAUGUGGCUUGUAUCUACUAACCCUACAGUUGCACCACCAGAAAUAAAAAACAUGCCUGGCAGGCCAGGUAAACUUAGAAAGAAGGAAGCUGGUGAGAGUAAAAAAUCUGGAAAGCUACCUAGAACUGGACUUGCCAUGACAUGUAGUAACUGUAAUGUUAGAGGCCACAACAAGAGAGGAUGUCCACAAAGGGUUGAGUCAUCAACAAGGGAAGAACAAUCAAAUAUAGACAAGGGAAAUGGCAAAACUUCAGGUUUAGGCAGACCAAAGAAAGCACAAACAGAAGGUGAGCAUUCUGCAAAGAGGUCAAGAGGAAGACCACCUGCAGCACCUAGUGCAUCUCCAGGACCUGCAAAGAGGUCAAGAGGAAGCCCACUGGCAGUACCUAGUGCAUCUGCAGCACUUACAAAAGGUACAAGAGGAAGACCACCUAUUGCACCUGCAACACCUAAUGCAUCUGCAACACCUGCAAAGAGUGCAAGAGGAAGACCACCUGCAGCAGCUAGUGCAUCUCCUACAUGUCCAUCACCUGCUAAUUACUAUGUUGGAUCUUCUACACCUGUUGAUUACCAGUUAACUAAUAGUAACAAAGGAAGAGGAAGGGGUAGGGGAAGCACAACCUCAUACAAAAGGCAAACAGUCAUUGGAAUGGGUGUGUUUCAAGAUGAAAAUGGAUUCAAAGCUCUCAAUCCUGGGAUGUCAAGUUGUAAGAUCUUCUCUACUGGUACAACAAAGGUGACAAAAUCUGCUGGUGUUACUGGUGAUAUUGGUUACAAACCAAGUACUGCACCCAAGUUGAAAUGGAAUGGAAAAGCAGCAAUCUCAACAAGAAAACUUAAAGAAAUGAGAGAGGAACAAAGAAAAAAAAUCAAAAGGAAGUAG
This is a messenger RNA of Solanum stenotomum, 888 nucleotides long. RefSeq lists its product as uncharacterized. The transcript has 3 exons. The coding region runs from base 1 to 888 and encodes 295 amino acids. Gene Ontology annotation, molecular function: DNA binding. Lineage: Eukaryota; Viridiplantae; Streptophyta; Magnoliopsida; Solanales; Solanaceae. The record is from RefSeq and is a predicted model, not a curated record.